Molecule: messenger RNA, 1016 nt
Organism: Cottoperca gobio
Lineage: Eukaryota; Metazoa; Chordata; Actinopteri; Perciformes; Bovichtidae
Gene: snrpc
Product: small nuclear ribonucleoprotein polypeptide C
Exons: 6
Coding region: 110-655 (181 amino acids)
Biological process (GO): mRNA splicing, via spliceosome; spliceosomal snRNP assembly; mRNA 5'-splice site recognition
Cellular component (GO): nucleus; U1 snRNP
Molecular function (GO): zinc ion binding; pre-mRNA 5'-splice site binding
Source: RefSeq, a predicted model, not a curated record
UGGUCACUCAUACUUUCAGGCGGAACUGACUGUCGGCAGCUCUUAUAUCUGGUAGGAACUCUUUGUGGGAACACCGGAAUCGCGCUCUCGACGGAGAUUGCCGGGGAACAUGCCUAAGUUUUACUGUGAUUACUGUGAUACCUACCUUACACAUGAUUCGCCAUCGGUGAGGAAGACCCACUGCAGUGGCCGAAAACACAAAGAAAAUGUGAAAGAUUACUACCAGAAAUGGAUGGAGGAGCAGGCUCAGAGCCUGAUCGAUAAAACUACGGCUGCCUUUCAACAGGGAAAGAUUCCUCCCACACCGUUCCCCGGUGGCCCCCCCCCCAGGUGGUCCUCCUCGCCCAGGCAUGCUACCAACACCCCCUAUGGGGGGUCCACCUAUGAUGCCCAUGAUGGGGCCUCCACCACAUGGAAUGAUGCCUGGUGGACCCGGAGGCAUGAGGCCGCCGAUGGGAGGACCCAUGCAGAUGAUGCCAGGACCGCCACACAUGAUGCGCCACCCUCGACCAAUGAUGAUGCCGGUCAGGCCGGGCAUGAUGCGACCAGACAGAUAAGAGCGGGUGGAUUUUCUCCGCUCUUUGCUGCCAAGAACAGACACUGUCUAGUGAGGACACUUGGGUUAACACUUGGAUUUUUCAAUGCCACUUUUUAAAUUUUCAAAUGUCCAAACUGAAGUCCCCGAUGUAAUUGAUGUCAUUUUUGUAUAAUUACCUUAUUUUCUCGUACUGGAAUCGUAGUAUUUAUUACUAUUCACCUCCCAUUGCAAGAAUUGAUUUCAGAUGCCCGUUUUAAAGACCGUUUUUCUUUUUUAAUUAAACGUCCUCUCGUGUUACACUCAAGUCUGAAAUAUCUGGUCUCACUUUGACAAGCUGUUCAUCACGCACAAUUAGAGCGUGUUUGAUAUGACAAUAUUUGUUACUAUAUUUUUACUUUGGUUUUAGGUUUUUACAUGUUUUUGUUAUAUUUCAUUGCUUUGAGAAAUAAAACGGUGAUUUCAAACCUGUUUCUUUUUA